AUGGAGUUUGAAACAACAAAAGUAUUUGGCGAAAGAGGUUUAGAUGCACCUUUGAAUGACGAUGACUUUAUUUCUGCAUUACAAUUUAAUCAAACAGGCAAUUUUCUUGCAACAGGCGAUGUUUCUGGUCGUGCUGUUAUAUUUAGAUACACAAAUAAAAACCAGAUAGAAUUUGUUACACAAAUGCAUGCCCACAAAUCAGAAUUUGACUAUCUCCGAUCAGUUUUGAGCGAGCCAAGAGUUUGUGCCAUCAGAUGGAUUCCAAAAACAGACUUAAAUCCUCUAUUUCUUACAACAAACAUGCACGAGACGAAAUUAUGGAAAUUAACUCAAACUCCUCGACCUACUUGGGAUAAUUUCGAUCAAAAUCAGCCAAAUAAUACUUUUCUCUUUCCAAAACUUAAAUCUUACGAGGUAAAAUACGAAGCAGUCCAGCUCAAAAAGUUCUUCGAUGUUGAAACAGAGUUCCUAGUAUCAAUAGAAGCCUUAUAUGACCAAACAUCUUUCUUGAUGGUAGAUGUUGGUUGUGUAAGACUUUGGGAUAUGAAUAGAGAUGUUCCUCCUGUAUUUACAUACAGAACUAACUCUUCUCGUGUAGAAUUAACAGCUUCUGCCGUUACAAAUCAAAUACCAUAUGCAAUUCUCAUUUCAGACGAUCAGGGAUAUAUUAAAAUGCUUGAUAUGCGUCAACAGUCUUCGAAUUUAUCCGCAGCAGCUACUAUGAACGUACAAUCUGCAGUAGAUAAAUCAACAUUUACAAAUGGAUGCCAAUACGUGUCCUCUAUCAGAUUUUUGAACGAUGGAGUACACUUCUUAUCCAGAAUAUUCGGUCACUGCAUGGUCUGGGACCUCAGAAACCCAAGUCAAGCAGAAGCCGCUAUAGAAGUUCAGUCUUUUCCAGGUAGAAUGAACUUGGUUGUCCACAAGGGAUACUGCAGAGACUAUUUCAUAUCGUCUGUGCUCCCGACUGAUGAAAUUAUCUCAGGAAAAUACGGAAAUGAGUACUGCGUUUGGGAUUGGAAGAAUAAUAAGUCGUAUGACUUCAUUGCUGGAGCGCAAAAAGUUGAUAAUAUCGACUUCUCCAGGAGAAUCGGAGUUGUUGAAGCUCAUCCACUAGAAAAUGUUGUUGCAGUCGCUUCAUCAACGGCGCUAUAUGUUCAGGCUAAGAAAUAA
Messenger RNA from Trichomonas vaginalis G3, 1173 nucleotides. Its product is annotated as peptidyl-serine dephosphorylation. Gene Ontology annotation, molecular function: protein phosphatase regulator activity; protein binding. The transcript has a single exon. The record is from RefSeq and is a predicted model, not a curated record. Gene Ontology annotation, cellular component: protein phosphatase type 2A complex; cytosol. Gene Ontology annotation, biological process: peptidyl-serine dephosphorylation. The coding region runs from base 1 to 1173 and encodes 390 amino acids. Lineage: Eukaryota; Parabasalia; Trichomonadida; Trichomonadidae.